AGCCUGGUUCUCUGAACUCACAGAACAUGCUCCCCCUGCUGACAUGAGUAGAACUGGAGCAAUGCACCCCAUUGCACAUUUGCACUGGAGUCGCGAGGGCGUUGCAGGGAGAGAGGGAAUUGUUUAUUUUCGUAGCUAGCGCUUUAGCAUUGUUUGCCAGUCAGUAUAUUUAAACCAUUGUUUGUCUUGUUUCGCCACUGGCACAAUUGAGAAACAUCAAAGAGUCGCAGCAUAUCUCAGAAUGAGAAGAUAGUCAAGUAUUGGCUCGAACUUCGAUUCAAAGAACACUGGUUUUGUUGUCGGCGAGCAAGCUAACUAGUUCAACGAUAAUAACAUUUUAGGUUUGCUACGAGAAAGUAUUAGCAUUUUUUUUUUUGAAAUGGUAAUUUCAGCUACACUGACUAUUAGCUACAACUUAUCCACACGGGGCACGUCGUUUUUUGAUUUUAAGCGAGCCUACUAUUGUAGCUAGCUAGCUAGCGUAUUAUGCUGUUACAUAUGUAAACGUUAACCAUAGCUAUUUAGCCAGUAAGCUGGGUAUUUGCGUUAGCUAACGUUAAAACGAGGAAUUUUAUGCAAAAUAGUUAGCUUUUUCUGUCCUGUACACCCCACCUGUAGAGUGAAGGGGACACAUUCCAUUCUAACCCAGGCAAAGGGUUUCAGAAAAUGUGUUUUUGACUCAUUGAUCUGGAGUGACGACUGAACUGGAAGCCUCCUUAAGAUUGAACUCCGCAAGUUAUAGAGACUGGAACGGUGAGCAAGAUGUCGAUCACAAACACCCCCACAAGCAAUGACGCUUGUCUGAGCAUCGUGCACAGCCUGAUGUGCCACAGACAGGGUGGAGAGAGCGAGACCUUCGCCAAGCGAGCCAUUGAGAGCCUUGUUAAGAAACUGAAGGAGAAGAAAGAUGAGCUAGAUUCUUUAAUCACAGCCAUCACCACCAACGGAGCUCACCCCAGCAAGUGUGUCACCAUACAGCGCACCCUGGAUGGACGCCUGCAGGUUGCGGGGCGUAAAGGCUUCCCCCAUGUGAUCUAUGCAAGACUGUGGCGGUGGCCUGACCUGCACAAAAAUGAACUGAAGCAUGUGAAAUACUGCCAGUUUGCUUUUGACCUCAAAGCUGACAAUGUGUGUGUUAACCCAUACCACUACGAGAGGGUGGUAUCGCCAGGGAUUGACCUUUCAGGACUGACUCUUUCAAGCUCAGGCACACUCAUGGUCAAAGAUGAGUAUGAAUUUGAGAACCAGCCAUCUCACUCCGGCGCGGACAGCCACCAUCAGACCAUCCAGCACCAACCCUCCAGACCGGGGGGUCCCCAGGAGUUCAGCAGCCCGGCCCUGCUCCCUUCCCCCGAGGGCAGCAGCUCAGCCUCCACCUCUGCCUUCUCCAGCCUCGCUGCUGGAGCUUCAACCCAGUCCAGUAGCCUUCUGUCAGGGAGCCAUAUCAGUGAAGGUCUGCGGCAGCUAUCCUCAGGGCCAGGCCCAGCACAGGGACAGAGCUCACAGCAGAACGGCUAUCCCCUGGCACAAAGUGCCACAUACCAUCACAGUGCCACCUCGGGCUGGCUGAGAAACGGGAACUUCUCCCCCUCAGUGCCUCACCACCAGAAUGGGCACCUGCAGCACCACCAACCCAUGCCCAACACCCCACACUACUGGCUCUCGCAUAAUGAGAUUGCAUUCCAGACCCCCAUAUCCAAUCACCCUGCACCUGACUACUGGUGUUCCAUUGCCUACUUUGAAAUGGAUGUUCAGGUUGGGGAGACGUUCAAGGUUCCGGCCAGCUGCCCCACGGUGACUGUGGACGGGUAUGUGGAUCCCUCGGGAGGAGACCGCUUCUGCCUGGGUCAGCUCAGCAAUGUCCACAGGACAGAGGCAAUCGAGAGAGCCAGACUUCACAUUGGUAAAGGGGUGCAGUUGGAGUGUAAAGGGGAAGGGGACGUGUGGGUGCGUUGCCUUAGCGAUCAUGCAGUGUUUGUGCAGAGUUAUUACUUGGACAGGGAGGCAGGACGUGCUCCUGGAGAUGCAGUGCACAAGAUCUACCCCAGCGCCUACAUCAAGGUGUUUGACCUGCGCCAGUGCCACAGGCAGAUGCAGCAGCAGGCAGCCACAGCACAGGCGGCAGCCGCAGCACAGGCAGCGGCAGUGGCUGGAAACAUCCCCGGGCCUGGCUCUGUAGGAGGCAUCGCCCCCGCCAUCAGUUUGUCUGCGGCGGCAGGUAUAGGAGUGGACGACCUGCGCAGGCUGUGUAUCCUGAGGAUGAGCUUUGUGAAGGGCUGGGGGCCUGACUACCCCCGGCAGAGCAUCAAGGAGACUCCGUGCUGGAUUGAGAUCCAUCUCCACCGUGCCCUGCAGCUACUGGAUGAGGUGCUGCAUACCAUGCCCAUCGCUGACCCCCAGCCCCUGGACUGAGUUAUAGAACGGCAACACUAACUCGACACAUGCUGGACUGACUGACUGCCCAUGCCGCGUAGGCUAGCCAUUUUAACGCUGUCCGGGAUGAGAGAGGGGUGUGAAUUAUUCAUUUUUUUUCCUACCCACUGGCAUCAAAGCCAGACAGGGUUCCUUCUCUGAAGAUACCAGCUCAUUAAUCUGUUUUCUAUUUGCCUCAGAAUCAGGAUAUAUAGUCGUUACUCAUGGAUGCUUUUCAUUCUGUUCUAUUCAUAUCAUCCUGUUCAUUGACUGACAGAAGGCCAUGACAUGACACUUUAUAUACUGUAUUUGAGUUUCAAUGCUGUUUUUUAUGGCAUAUUAGCUUAAUUAAGCACUUUAUUGGUUUGCUUUUCAUGUGCUUGUUUUCAGUAUGUUAGCUUAAUUAAGCACUUUAUUGGUUUGCUUUUCAUGUGCUUGUUUUCAGUAUGUUAGCUUAAUUAAGCACUUUAUUGGUUUGCUUUUCAUGUGCUUGUUUUCAGUAUGUUAGCUUAAUUAAGCACUUUAUUGGUUUGCUUUUCAUGUGCUUGUUUUCAGUAUGUUUAGGUAUGCAGUGUGAGGGGUAGUUUCCGCAUACAUUUCUUCUUAGAAUAUUCAGCUUUUGUAGCGAUGAGUGGGAUCCAGGCCAGAUGGUUUUCACUUCAAUAAUGUUUUCAGAUGCCUCAAUGUCUAGACAGGUGUUCAGUUCAUUAACAUUUUUAUCUCCACUUCAUAUUUCUGUAAUCGUGACUUUGAUGAAUUGACUUGUGGUAACAUUCCUUGGAGAUAUUGGAGGAAAGGAAGUCUGAAGCCAUAUUGAUGCCAAAUGAACCCAUAUGAAAGGAAACAGUUCAGAGCACAGUCGUGUGUCAGUAUUGUGAAAGUUGUAAAUAAAUACAUGUUUUUAUGACCAGAUCCUGCAUUGAGAAUAUCAGCAAUUGUGUGGGCCUGGACUACUUGUCACCGGGUUGUUCGAGCCGUGGUAUGAUGCAAAACUACUUGUUUACUGUUCUAAUUAUGUUGGUAACAUGUUUAUAAUAGCAAUGUGGCACUCCCUUUUUGGGCCUUAUUGCUUAAUUAUAUAUUUUUCUGCCUUAUGAGCAUAUGUUUUAAAGUUAGAAAAUGAUAUAUGUAGGCUAAGGACAGAUGUGAUCAAGUGCUUGUCCUUUACCUUCAUAAUUAAUGGAAAUAAAAUGGUGUAUAAUUUG
Molecule: messenger RNA, 3617 nt
Organism: Oncorhynchus kisutch (coho salmon)
Lineage: Eukaryota; Metazoa; Chordata; Actinopteri; Salmoniformes; Salmonidae
Gene: smad4a
Product: SMAD family member 4a
Exons: 12
Coding region: 763-2412 (549 amino acids)
Biological process (GO): cell differentiation; SMAD protein signal transduction; transforming growth factor beta receptor signaling pathway
Cellular component (GO): heteromeric SMAD protein complex
Molecular function (GO): RNA polymerase II cis-regulatory region sequence-specific DNA binding; DNA-binding transcription factor activity, RNA polymerase II-specific; I-SMAD binding
Source: RefSeq, a predicted model, not a curated record